UGUGUGUGGUGGCUGUCAAGUUGACAUAAGUGGUUUGUUUGCCGGGUGAUUAGAGACUAUGUCUGCUACAUUUAAAAUAGCGAAGAAAAAAUAUACCCAAAGCGAUUUGCGACGUCUUUUAAAUGAGCAGAAAAACAAAAUUAAAAAUUCGAUUGAAGAGAGAAUAGACUCUCCUCUAGCGAAGUAUAACGAUGUAGGUCAGUUAACUUGUAUCUUAUGCAAGUCGAUUGUCCGAACUGCGUCUAUUUGGAAAGUGCAUGUCAAUUCCAAACAACACAAGGAGAACGUCGCGUCAGCAAUACAGGUAAAAGGACAUUCGGAAAUAAGUUUUAAACGGCCGGCGAAUACACCACUUCCACCAAGUUGUCAGAAGAAACGGUUGAAAAUAGCAAGCUCGAGCGAGGAAACUGUGUUGCAACUAAAUAAACGACAAACAUUUCUGGAUUCUACCGACGCGAAUGGCUUUUUCGAAAUAUCUGUAGGACAAAAGUUGAAAGGUGUAAGUCGUUUAGAAAGAAUUAGUCAGACUGACAACGAUUCGGCAUUUAAUAUUGGAAAAGAUGAAAAAAUACCAGAGGGAUUUUUCGAUGACCCCGUUAAGGAUGCCAGAGUUCGUAAUCAAGAAUAUAAGGAUACUCAGGAUGAAGAGUGGGAGAAAUUUCAACGCGAAAUAAGGGAGGAAUCAACAUUAUCGAAUGCAAUAAUCGCAGAAGAGCAGGAUGAAGCGACGGCGGAGCGUCAGAUUAAAGAGAUUGACGAGCAAAUUCGUAAGUGGUCACGGGUCCUUGAUUUGGAAAAGCGGAAAGAUAUUGCGACAAAGCUCAAAACUGAAUCAUUAGACAAAAUAAAGGCAAUGGAAAGUGAACAUGAUAGUGAUGAUGGAGGCGAUUAUGAUAUCGAUGAAUUUUUCGAUUGGCGUGCAAAAAGAUCUGAUCGGAGAAAGUGAAUUUAAAAUAAUUUGAGUCUUUCCCAUAUAUUCCCCCAAAGAUAUAUACAGAUGUUUGUUUCAUGGUGCAGAUAUGAAAAUGUAUAAACCGACGAUAUAUGUUUAUGUAAAAAUUUAUGAACAAGAUUCGAAGACUUGUAGACGAUAAUAACUGUGGAUAUAAAUUUCUCGUGAUGUAUAUCCUAGCCACGAGUUCGCAAUCUUCUAUUUGUUUACUAUUUAUUGCAUAUAUUUUCCUAUCUUUUAAACAUUAAAAUAAAAGUUGUCGCCUUGAUGGAUUACAAUUCAAUAAUAUAUCCUUAUUCAGUGAAGAAAUAUAGCGUUAUUGAUGUAGAGAAAUUUGCGACAUGAAGUUGAAAUACGACAACACAGCUCGGUUUGAUCUCUUGUCGGGUGUUGCUUAACAAUGUAAUUUGGCCCGUAGCACUUGAACCACAACAAAUUGAAAUAAUGCAUGACUUUUUUGAUUAGAAAUACGUUUAUUACAACAACGAGUUUAAAAUUUGUAAGUCGCACAAUAUCAAAACAAUCGAUUGAAUAAGGGUCGUAUAAAAUUUGCUUAUUUUUAACAACUCAAAAUCAGUAAACCGGUGAAAUUUA
This is a messenger RNA of Hermetia illucens (black soldier fly), 1546 nucleotides long. Its product is annotated as zinc finger protein 830. The coding region runs from base 59 to 946 and encodes 295 amino acids. Gene Ontology annotation, molecular function: nucleic acid binding; zinc ion binding. Lineage: Eukaryota; Metazoa; Arthropoda; Insecta; Diptera; Stratiomyidae. The transcript has 2 exons. Gene Ontology annotation, biological process: mitotic DNA damage checkpoint signaling; mitotic DNA replication checkpoint signaling; nuclear DNA replication. Gene Ontology annotation, cellular component: spliceosomal complex; nucleus. The record is from RefSeq and is a predicted model, not a curated record.